This is a messenger RNA of Ricinus communis (castor bean), 3361 nucleotides long. Its product is annotated as histidine kinase CKI1. Gene Ontology annotation, molecular function: phosphorelay sensor kinase activity. The coding region runs from base 6 to 3305 and encodes 1099 amino acids. Gene Ontology annotation, biological process: phosphorelay signal transduction system; phosphorylation. NCBI's taxonomy places the organism in Eukaryota, Viridiplantae, Streptophyta, Magnoliopsida, Malpighiales, Euphorbiaceae. The transcript has 6 exons. Gene Ontology annotation, cellular component: nucleus. The record is from RefSeq and is a predicted model, not a curated record.
AACAAAUGAAAGACCAAGUUGAUAUGGACGCUAGUAUGUCUAGCUCUGGAAUGCAAUCUGAAAUUGAAAACACUGCUAAAUUGUUGCACCCAUUAAACUCUUCUGCAACAAAUUUGGCAAGAAUCUUGAGUUCAUCUCUCAACGGAAGUACUCUCUCUCAACUUGCAAUUCAGAACAAGGUAGCUCCAAUGUUGUUUCAAACAUUUUCAGUAAUUCCUCACAUAUCGCAGAUUUCAUAUUUUGGAUUGGAAGGUCCUUUUUUCGCCUACUAUCGUGAUGGCAACGAGACUUAUGCAAUAUAUUCUAACUCAUCUAUAGCUCCUUCCAAUUCAAGCGCCCUAAGUCUACAAAUAAAAUGCACUUGGUAUAAGCAAGCUGCAGACCCUGACACAGGAAAACUAUAUGGAAAUGCAAGUGAGUCUCAGGCUAACAUCUUGGCUAAUGCAAGUUGGAUUCAAGAAGCCUUAAGUAGUGGUAAUGGGCAUGCCUCUAUAGGAAAUGGAUGGAGCAGUGCUCAGGAUAUUAUAUUCCUUAAUUCUGUUAGUAUACUUGGACAAGGGGCUAUCUCCUUAGGAUUUCCAGUUAACGCAGUGAUCAAUUUCUUCAAUGCAAUAGAAUUUUAUGGUGGAAGCUUAUGCUUGGCUACUGUAAAAGGAGACGUACUUUCAAACGGGCUACCUAACACUCAACUGGUGAUAACAGGAAAAUCAAUUUCCUUUAACUUGAUGAAUUCGGAUGGUGACCAUAUAGAUCAUAUAGGAAAAGUAUCAUGCAUGCCUAAUAAAGGCAUGCUAAGGCCUUCACUUCUGAAGAUUGGAGAAGCAAAGUACAUGGCUUACUGUUCUCAACUGGAAAUUAUGGGAGUACAAUCAGUGUAUGCACUGGCUUUCCCACACCAUGGAGUAGUGAGUACUGUCGACAGGAGUACCAAAGUGGCUCUAAUUUUAUUGCUGGUAAUGGUAGUUGCAGUCUUUAUCUCAAUUUUCAGUUUUGUAGUGCUGAUGGUCAGGGCGGCAACUAGAGAGAUACAUCUAUCUUCAGCACUGAUAAGACAAAUGGAAGCAACUCAACAAGCAGAAAGGAAGAGCAUGAAUAAGAGUCUUGCCUUUGCUAGCGCUAGCCACGAUAUCCGUGCUGCCUUAGCAGGCAUUACUGGGUUGAUAGAGAUAAGCUAUGGAGAAGUAUCUCCUUAUGAAUUACAGACGAAUUUACAUCAAAUGGAUGAUUGUGCAAAGGAUCUAGUAGGUUUGCUGAAUUCGAUUCUUGAUACGAGCAAAGUUGAAGCUGGAAAGAUGCAGGUUGAAUUAGAGGAAUUUGAUUUAGCCAACCUGCUUGAAGAUGUAGUAGAUUUGUUUCACCCUGUAGGUAUGCAAAAAGGUUUAGAUGUUAUAUUGGAUCCUUGUGAUGGAUCUGUUCUUAAAUUCUCUAAUGUAAAAGGCGACAGGGGAAAGCUGAAACAAGUCCUCUGUAAUUUAUUGGGCAAUGCUGUCAAGUUUACUUCUGAAGGGCACGUAUCGGUUCGAGCAUGGGCACGGAAGCCCAGCUUGGAGGACAAGAUUAUUGCUUCCAGUCAGAAAGGACUCUGGAGACACUGCUCGUGUUGGUUUAUGGAGCACAAAGAUCAUGAUGCGGAAACCAUGGAUUCAAUGAAGCAGAAUCCCAACUGUAUGGAAUUUCUAUUUGAAGUGGACGAUACAGGUAUAGGAAUUCCGAAAGAAAUGCAAAAAUCAGUGUUUGAAAAUUUUGUUCAGGCGAAGGAGACAGCUUUCGGGCAAGGAGGCACUGGCUUAGGACUUGGAAUUGUUCAAUCUUUGGUACGUUUGAUGGGUGGAGAAAUAGGAAUUGUUGAUAAAGAGAACAACGAGAAGGGAACAUGCUUCAAGUUUAACACUUUCCUCAUAACUUCUGAGAUUCCUUCAACUAGUUACACAAGAGGUGACAUUGAAAUGGGAAGGGAUUCCAUAUCCAAUAAGGCACAUCAAUAUUCAGAGCUGACUGUUAAAGCUCCUACUAGUUUUACUAGCUUUGCUGCCAGUCCCAGGUUGUCUAUAUUAGGUUCUAGUCUGAAGAUUGAUGGAUCUCAUGUUGUUCUCUUGAUCCAAAAUAAACAGCGGCAAAGAAUCGUUCAAAAGUUCAUAGAGAGAUUGGGGAUAAGGAUAUCAGUUGUCAGCAAAUGGGAACGCCUUUCUUCCACGCUAACCAAAAUUAGAUCUAAGCAGAAUGUUUCACCUUACAGCUAUUCAGGGAAAUCAGAUCUUGGUUCAAGGAAUGAAAUCUCUAGCAGUAGGCCAAAGAAGGAUGUUCCUUUAAGUUACUUGGAUGGGGCAGAACAAAAGCCACUUUCCCACAGAAGUAGCAGCAGCAUUCUAAAAGGUGCUCCAAGCUUUAUUUUGCUUGUGAUUGAUACUAGCACCGGACCAUUUGAAAAACUCCAACAAGCUAUAACUGAAUUUAGAAGAGGCCUCCACAGUGCUCGUUGCAAGGUUGUUUGGUUGGACAAACCAACUUUGCGUAGAAUUCAUGGAGGCAUUGAAGAUGAUAUAAUUGACUCAGAUGAUGAAAUUUCGCUGAAACCAUUUCAUGGCUCUCGUUUGUAUCACGUAAUUAGGUUUCUACCAGAAUUUGGGGGUACCUUGCACCAUGGAGUUUCGUCAUCCAAACCCAAGAGGGAAAGUACAAUUCGAGCAAGAAAAGCUAUUAAAGAUCCUGGAUCAUCAUCUGCAAUUAAGUUACAACGUAGGCAACACUCACUUCAAGAAGGGCACAUGGUAGUAGAGGGCAGCACAAUUAGGGAGCACCACAAGACAACAGGACAAUAUCCAGCUAGAAAAGAUUCAAUUGGAUCUUCAGAGAUACAUGAUAGAGAAUGUGGUAACCAAAGCAGUGAUAAACCCUUGAGCGGGGUGAGAUUCUUGGUUGCUGAUGAUGAUCAAGCCUCCCGCAUGGUAGCCAAGGGUAAUCUUUCAAAACUCGGUGCGUCUGUUAAGCUUUGUGCAAAUGGAGAGGAAGCUCUAGAACUAGUCCGUUACGGUCUACAAAACCAAAACAAAAAUAGAAGAUAUUCCGUGGCUCCUUAUGAUUACAUUCUAAUGGACUGUGAGAUGCCAAUAAUGAAUGGGUAUGAAGCAACGAGGCAGAUAAGAUUAGAGGAGAGAUCUUAUGACAUUCAUAUGCCCGUUAUAGCAUUAACAGCAGAUGAUGAUAAUGGCGAGAAGAUGGAGGAGGCAGGAAUGGAUGACCAUCUGCACAAACCACUAAAUAGAGAUCAAUUGCUGAAAGCCAUAGGAAUUAAGGAGUCCAUAUAGUGCUUUUAUAUCUCAUCUAUCUUUUAUGGUACUAACCUUUCUUUAGAAGUCUUACA